Molecule: messenger RNA, 2544 nt
Organism: Lindgomyces ingoldianus
Lineage: Eukaryota; Fungi; Ascomycota; Dothideomycetes; Pleosporales; Lindgomycetaceae
Exons: 4
Coding region: 145-2310 (721 amino acids)
Biological process (GO): peptidyl-threonine phosphorylation; peptidyl-serine phosphorylation
Molecular function (GO): protein serine/threonine kinase activity; ATP binding
Source: RefSeq, a predicted model, not a curated record
CCUCCUCCGAUCCCUCUCGCCCCAUUUCUGGGCAUCGAAACUGACACGCGUCGGCCAUCCCCUGAUCGCAGCUACAGCUUAACGGCUGGACAACCUCAGAGCGAAUGCCGCCGAUCGCGCGGUCAAUUCGCAAUCAAUAAGAAGAUGGAGCGUGUCAUGAGCAGACGCGCCGCUUUCGACCAAGCGCUCGCAGACUUUGCGACGAAGGUUGCCGAAUAUAGCAUGAAAGCUGUCGAUGGUCGCUCGUACGUGCUUGUGGAAAAACUGCAGAAAUGGAUGCGAGACACAAAUCGGACGACUAAAUUAGGCAACAAGUAUGUCACAAACAUGGAUUUGCUGCUUCACGCGGCCUAUCACGAACGAAGACACUUCCCUCCAAUCGAGCCGUCGCGAAUCUUGGACCCCGGACGUAACUGCUGCGUGAUCGUUUUCUGCAUUCUCCUCGAUCUCGAGCUUGGACAUUUGAUCGAUGAAUUCUCCAAGAAGACCAUUAUCGAUGCCCGACUCCCUGAAGACCUGUCGUCGUUGAAAAGGAAGCUUUCCCCUCUACAAACCGGCGAUGAGGUGGCCGAGCGAUUCAACGAAAGGCAGUGGAGGUUCUGCCCAGCCAUAUUCGGUCUGUAUAUGGAGGCUGAAUACUUCGAAAACAGGAUCAUCCCUAUUUGUCGAAAAACCCAUCUCAACAAGGGCGGCACUGCGCGUGUGUGGCGCAUCUGCAUGCAGUCAGAGUUCGUUGACAAGACUCUGAAGAACAUCCUUGACGAGGAUAGCUCUGCAAAAUACGAAGACAGAGACUUCGGGACUUGCUACAUUUUUGCGCUCAAGACUUUCGAGGAAGGCCGCUUCCGAUAUUACGAGAACGAAAAAACAGCUUUCGACGGCCUCCGCUCGAAUCGUGGUGUCAUCCGUCGCCUUGGCUGCUAUUCCCAUCGAAACCUGUUACCCUCCGCACCCAGCAAUGGACAAGCGAAUGGCGGAUCCUCGUCAAUGACAGUUAAAGACACCAAGAAUCUCCUCUUGGAAUAUGGCACGUACGAUUUGAGGUUGAUCUUCGGCCAUCAACUGCCUCCGGUGUUUCCGAUGGAAAUACUUGAUUUCUGGAAAGCGUUGUUCGAAGUCGCAGACGCUGUAUAUGGCAUUCACGAGUUCGAAACCGGCGGGACCGAUUUCUAUGGCUGGCAUGCCGAUAUCAAGCCAGAAAAUAUCAUCUUUGUUCGCGGGAAGUAUAAACUUGCGGACCCGGGUUUCGCUCGCUUCAAGAAGGCACAGGACAAAGGGGCCGCGAAGCAGAUCCGUAUCCACGGCGGAACGGAUACCUACGGGGCUCCCGAAGUUCGCAGCCAGGAAGACGUCACCCAGACCAUCGAUACCUGGUCACUCGGUUGUGUCUUCUCACUAGCCGCAACCUGGGUGAUAUUGGGCUACGCUGGUGUUAUUCAAUUCCAGCGUGUGCGCGAGAAGGCCCUGUACGCGUUGCUUGCUACGAUUUACACCGAUGACCAUCCUCUACUCGUCUCUCAAGGCGUCAAGAACGAGGCGAAACCUACCAAGCUGGACUGUUUUCACAACGGCACCGAAGUUUUGAGUGAGGUCGCAAGCUGGCAUGCUUUUCUAAGAAACUCGGUGCGCAAAACCGAUCCGAUCACAGAAGAGGUGCUCAACCUAAUCGAUAACAAAAUGCUGCUCAGGGACCCGAGCCAACGAAUAGAAUCUAGACUCCUAUGCGAGGAACUCCGGCGGAUAGUCACGUUAGCGAGGAAGGUUUUCCAGGACACCAUUGCCGCAGAGCCAGCGGACACCCAAGAUCGUCUGAAGCAAAUAGAAGGCUUGCUACUUGAGAUUGAAAACGAGUCAGCAAAGAAAGUCAUCGAAGCAGACCCACCCGAACCAACCCGCGCAUUCACCAGAGGCCUCUCCAUGGACCGAGAUGCGCUGAAGGUACAAAUGGAACAAGCAGCGCUCAAGCAGACUUCACAUCGAUUUGAGACGACUGCCGUACCUCGCGCUACCACGCCUGCCUCGGAGGUUGUCUUCAACAAGCCAAAAAUUGUGACAAGCGACACGAUGGGUGUGAAGGAAGUGAUUCAUCGCCCGGAAACAGCAUCUGAGUCUAUAGGGAUGUCAACGGCGGAGAAGCGCAAGAGUUUACGGCAGUCGACCUUCGGCACACCACCACGGACCAAUACAGGGGCCACAAAUCAGACAUAUCCAAAAGCUCAUGAGGAGCCCCCUACCCAUGCAUGCCAGAACGUCAUUCAAGCACGGGAACGAAUGGACUUGGAGAGAAAGCGAAAAGGUCCACCCCCCUAGGUGGUAUAAUGAAGAAAAAGCCUCGCAAGGACGAAGUGUUGAGCAAUUACUUCAAAGACCGAGACAUUAAGUUUCUCGUUGAUGACUCCGCAACUAUGGUCGAGCACUGGGACGAAGCAACCUUCUUGUUGGAGACGACUGUUAUGAAAGCCCAUGGCCAGGAUCCUGAUGGACCAGACCUCACCUUUGCAAACAAAAGCUUGGAAUUGAAAAAAGAAAAGAACGCGGAAGAGU